AUGUUACAGGUUGCAGCUGUCUUGACUUUGAUCUACCUGAUGUAUCAGUACAAAGACACCCUCUUCAAGUUGAGAGAUGAAGAAGACUUGUGCCAGCACGCGGGUCGCCUCUCCAGGUCACGGUCUAGAUCUCGUUCAAGGUCUAAAGUCAGGGCGUGCGACAAGAACUGUCGUCGCGGGCGAAGGCCUACGAGACGUUGCCCCGACUGCAGCCUGUGCAAUAUGAACAACGAAAUGUAG
Leptosia nina is the source of this 240-nucleotide messenger RNA. NCBI's taxonomy places the organism in Eukaryota, Metazoa, Arthropoda, Insecta, Lepidoptera, Pieridae. The record is from the annotation of a GenBank genome assembly.